UCUGAAAUUCAGAAAUUAAUCAAGGUUUCUAAUGAUAUGGAACGAAUAGGGAGCUCAGUUAUUUGAAGUCGUUUUAUCGGAUAAGUUAUUAUUUUGAAAGAGAUUGGAAUAAUUGAGAAAGUGAAAUGUUGGUUUUUCCUCUUAUGAUUAUUAUUCUUUUUGAAGCUCAUGUUUAUGCAGCACUUUCAAACGAUGAUGACUGGACAGGUCAGGUAUUUCCAGAUAUAAAUAAAGAAAGUCCAAGCGACAAGGAAAUACUAAAAGAUCAUCAUGGUAGGAUUCCUAUGGGUGUAAAAAAUUCUAAGUGUGAUUGGGGUGAGGAUCCAAAAGAAUUCGAUGGUGAUUUAGGACCUCAAAGUUACAUAUGUGUAAAUAGUAAAUCAGCUUUCAAGCCUGAUCCAACAAUACACCCAAUUUUAAGGAAAGACUACAUUCCAAAAGGAUUCAUACCAUGGCAUCACUGCAUGAAUGAAACCAUUAUUUAUGAUAAAGUUAUUCCUACUUUUGGAGAUCAUAGACCGCUUUGGCCUAGGUUUGGAGAAUAUACAUUCUUACCAAAACAAAGGUGGGUUCAUAGCCUGGAACAUGGGUCCAUUGUAAUGCUUUACCAUCCUUGUGCAGAUAAAAACGAAGUCAAUACUUUGAGAGAUUUACUCAAAGGUUGCUUGUACCAGUAUGUUAUAACAGCCUUAAAUGAGUUGUCUAAAGAAAGGCCUUUAGCCUUAGUAGCUUGGGGAGUAAGUUUGGAAAUGUCGAAAGUGGAUAACAAAACUGUGAUUGAUUUCAUUCAAAAUCAUGCUCAUAAAGCUCCAGAAAAAGUGACUCUAGAUGGCCAAUACAAUAAAAAUUUGAUUGUUGCUGCUCCAACAGAUCUCCGAGGAAAAGAAGACCAUAUUUGCUCUAAUAAUUGAAAAAUGUGCAGUUAUAGACUGAAAUCGCUAUAUUAUUCAUACUUGCUUUUUCUCAUGACAUGGCGAUUAUAUUUAUUCUUGAAUGAAUAUAAACACUGAAUUUUUA
Molecule: messenger RNA, 1017 nt
Organism: Coccinella septempunctata (seven-spotted ladybird)
Lineage: Eukaryota; Metazoa; Arthropoda; Insecta; Coleoptera; Coccinellidae
Exons: 6
Coding region: 126-911 (261 amino acids)
Cellular component (GO): cytoplasm
Source: RefSeq, a predicted model, not a curated record